CAGCGGCGCCUUCUCUGAAGUGCGCCUGGCCGAGAGCAAGGAGCGCCCCGGCGAGAUGUUCGCCGUCAAGAUCAUCGACAAGAAGGCCCUCAAGGGCAAGGAAGACUCUUUGGAAAAUGAAAUCAAGGUCCUCAGGAGACCUUCGAGGACAAGCACAAGGUGUACCUCGUCAUGGAGUUAGUCACUGGUGGCGAGCUCUUUGACCGCAUCGUCCAGAAGGGCUCAUAUACUGAAAAAGAUGCUUCUGAUCUAAUUCGACAAGUACUGGAAGCUGUAGAUUAUAUGCACCAACAAGGCGUGGUCCAUCGGGAUCUCAAGCCUGAAAACCUCUUGUACUACAGUCCAGAUGAAGAUUCUAAGAUUAUGAUAAGUGACUUUGGCCUAUCAAAAAUGGAAGAUUCUGGCAUCAUGGCAACUGCAUGUGGAACGCCAGGAUAUGUUGCCCCUGAGGUUCUUGCUCAGAAACCAUAUGGUAAAGCAGUGGAUGUAUGGAGCAUAGGUGUUAUUUCAUACAUAUUGCUCUGUGGUUACCCUCCAUUCUAUGAUGAAAAUGAUGCCAAUUUAUUUGCCCAAAUUUUGAAAGGUGAUUUUGAGUUCGAUUCUCCCUACUGGGAUGAAAUCAGUGACUCUGCAAAAGAUUUUAUUCGACAAUUAAUGUGUGUUGAUGUAGAAAAGAGGUAUACUUGUCGGCAAGCAUUGCAACACCCAUGGAUUUCUGGCAAUGCUGCUAGCAACAAGAAUAUCCAUGGAACUGUAUCAGAACAGCUCAAGAAGAACUUUGCAAAGUCACGCUGGAAGCAAGCAUACCACGCAGCCACCGUGAUACAUCAAAUGAAGCGCAUGGCUCUAAGCAGUAGCACUGGCGGUGCGGCCGUAGCUGUGGCCGGCCCCAACUCCGAAGAACCUCGACGCAGCCCGCCGCCGAGUGCACGUUCCAACCGCGCCAGCAAGCCCUAGUCUUCACUGACCAGCUGCUGACCAAGACACGCCUGGCCUGCCACCCACCUAUGUCUUCGUGUUUAUCUGACAAAGCUUUGCACACGAUUAUGCCAUGUAUGUGCUCGAAGCUGCAAUUAAUUUUCGUUAUAGGGUAUUAUCUGAGACACACUACUUAUUGUAAGCAAGGCCAAAAUGAGCAAUACUUUUUAUUACAUUUGUGGAUGUGGGAUCAGUUGAGAUGCGAGUUCAUUAGUUUUUCGCAAGUAGCUUUUGGAAUCAUUCUGAUCUAUGCAACUUAAGGAUUUCAAUCAUGUUCAAGAUGUAUCAUUUAUAUUUUGGUGCAAUGAUUGUGAUUUGUAAAUUUACAGUGUCAUGUAUCAGCCCUUGACUAGGCAUUCAGUAGCAAUUGCUCAAUUGAAUUGUUGAUAUGAUGUUCUUUGUAGAAACUGCUACCGUGAAUCACAUUACAUCUAUUUUUCUCUAAUCUCUGUUAUCUAGAAAGUUUCUGUCAUAAUAAUGUAGAAAGAGUCUUCAACUAUAAAGCUAUCAGGGCUUUAACAUAUCAGGCAACAUUAGGUGGGUGAUUGAGCUAAACUUACAUCUAUCAAUUUUCAAGUGAGUAUUGGUUUUGCAAAUAUCAUGUGGAAUGUAGCAACUAGUCCUUGGUUUGGUACACAUUCAAUCUUAAUCCACCAUUUUUGAAAGUCAGUUUUAAAUAUGUUUUAAAUCCAUCUUUUCUACCUAUGUUGUAGAAAUGAGAGAGAUGUGUCUCUUUCUUUGAAGGCCUAUGUAGAAAUCUUUUUCAUGUGUGGAAUUUUGUAAUGAGUGCUGGUGUGGUUUGCCUUUGUGGCCUGCACUAUGGGGGUACUUUGAUGACCAGGUGCUAGUAGACAUAGUCUCUUGAUAAGUUGUCAGUGGAAUGUACUCCUUGCCUUAUGUAGUUGAGAAGCCGUCUGGUUUUAAUUUUUGAUUAAUCUUAUCAUUGUAAUAUCAAAUAUUCUGGUAUCAUUCUCUUGUGAUAAUUGGUUGUGCAGUUUGAAUUACCCACAUUGUUUUCAUCUUGUUGGAAAUGUAUUGGCUUCGGCUUACAUUGAAGAGUAUGUUUCAAUAUUUAUGCUGGAAGUUGUCAAGACAAUAACUUUGACAUUUUCUAGCUGGCUCUUUCUCAGUGUGGGUGGUAAAAUAAUUCUUUGCUUGCCUGUUUUCCGAAACAGAUUGCAAGGAUUACUUACCUCUCAUUAAUCUUUUUAUCUUGUUUAGGAUAUCUGUAUAUUGGUUAGUUAACUUUUUUAAAUUUCAGUUUUUUUGUGAGCUCGCAAGAUUUCCCUUAUUGUUUUUGUUUUCUUUUUCCAUAUGGUUCUGAAAUAUUGCUCCAGUCUAUUUUGCUGUUAAAACUGAUUCCUCAUUGUUAAGAAUUUUGUGCUGUUAUCCAUGACCUACUGAUGAUUUCAGAGGAGUAGUGAUAUCUGCUGUUUUCUAUCUCUGUUACAUUUGAUUUUAGUAUGUGAUGUAGAAAUUUUCUGUUGUAUGUUAUUUUUUAAAACAGUUAUAUGCAUUCCUGUCUUUUGGAAGUUUAAAUGUUUAACCAUGGAAUUAUCUUCCUAUUUUAAGUGUCAAUAUAAUUUUUCUGUUAAAAAUGUGUAUUAUUGGUUUUAAUGUGAAUUUCUUCUUAUCGCGUCCACAGUCGUGAUGUUUAGGUGCUGCAUAGCAAUUUGUAAGAAUUAGGUGUUGCACAAUAAUAUUGUGCCAUGAUUUUAACUUCGAAUCUGUAUGCGGUUGGUAUUUCAAAAAGUCUAUAUCUGUUGUCUGUAAAGGCACAGGAGAAGAACUGUAAACUGCAUUGUGCCCUUGAGUGUGUUGAAUUUUAAUGUUGUUGGAACUGAUGCAUUUAUUGUCACACAAUUUGUGUGUUGAUCUUAUGAACAUAUUAAUAUAUAUAGAUCUAUAUAAAUACAUAUAUAAAAAUAUCUAUCUACCUACAUUAAGAUUGGAAUAUAUCAUGUGAGAAUGAUAUGAGUGGUGGUGGAGCUUUUCAAAGCUGCUGCCUUUGAACACACAUUACAGCUCUCUUCCUCUGAUCCUGCAAACAUUUCUUCUCUAAUCCUACAGUUACUUCUAAAGCUAAAACUCUACUCUUAAUCAUACUAAACUUAUGUUUUAUGAUUCCUACCAUUCCUCUUGCUUAUGUGAGGUUUGAUAAGUUAUGACCUGUAAAUGAAUGCUUGUUUGCAAAUAUGUAUGAGUGUAUGAAUUAUGGGGACAGCAUCUUGCUUGCAUGGAAUUUUGACCUUGUUUAAAAUUCAGAAAAAGAUUCCAGUACUGACAGUAGUUGACAGUUGUUCAAAUGAAACAAUCCUAAAUAUUUCUGUGGCGCUUAAAAUUGGGACAAGGUAAUGAUUUUGUAAUGACCACACUUACACUUGGUAAGCAGCAGAAAAAGACCUUUCGAAGGUAUCUUAUCUCCUUUUGCUCUGUGCUGCUUUGCCAUUUUGGAUUGCCAUAAAUCAAGCACAAAAUUGUUAUAUUUUAUGAUAUGAUAUGAUUCUAAUGUAUUACCUUUUUACAAUUUAGGCCUUCUUCAGAAAACUUUUCACAGUAGAAAGCAAUUUUUGUUCUUGUUAAUGUGUACACAUUCUCAAGCUGGAAAUCCCUUUGAUUUGGUCAACCCCAUUUGCAUAUUCUUUUAACUAAUCAGCCUUGCUUGUUUCCUGGCUAUGUAUAAGUCCAGUCAUUGAUUGUAGUACGAACAAUUCACCAUAUAUCCUUAUUCCAGAAUUUCCGUUACUACAUAUUGUGAUUUAUGCAUUUAGUAGCAUUUACUAAAAAAAAUUCUUAAGUAAGUUUAGUUGUGAACAUUCACUAUUAUCUGCGGGUCUUACUUUUAUAAACUUUAGUUAGAUAUUUCGACAGCUCUUUGGUUUGUUUCUGUGCUGAUCUUGCCACUAUAGAUUUAAAGGGGGAGCAAACAUCUAUCCUUCUUUCAUCCGCCCAUGUGCAAGAACAGCAUAAUAGUUCUCUCUUUAAUCUUGUGUACUGUAUUCUAAAUACUUGCUGCUGUGUUUUUUGUGAGCAGUGUCCCUUUUUCUUCCGUUUUAUAGCUUUAUCUAUUAUUGACAAUUAAGUGCAACGACUCUCUGUUCCUACCUUUCCAUCUUGAGUGGCAAAUGCCAUAUAAUGCUAUGUUCUGACUGCACUCUCUUCGUAAGCAUUACUGUGUUUGUUAUAUUUUUGUACGCAUAGCCAGGUAAUAAACUUAUGUGGGUAAGCUGUCUGCUGUUACUAAGCAUUGUGUUUGCACUCUCUCUUUUUUGAUUUUUCUAUUUGUGGCAUCUUUGUUUGUAAAUUUUUAUAACAAAAAUCAGAGCUCAAUAUUGUUGAAAAUUUUGAUUCAAAAUGACAUCACCAUGACCAACUGUAUUUUUUGGCUCUGUACAUUAAGUUUUUUUUUCUAUUAUUAUUUUCCUAUGAUAUAGUUCUAGAGUCGAGAGCCUUCUUUUUCAGAGCGCCCUCUAUUCUUAAAUAUAUUUCAUCCUAUAGAACAUUUUGUAAUGAAUGACAAGUGGAUAUUGGUCCUUUUUAAAUUGUGCUUUGCUAUGAUGCCAUUCUUUUUUUCCAUAACAACGAUUUACUAAACUCUGCCAACUUUUAAGUCAAUAUUGCAUGAAUACUUAAUUUCUUUUGUUGGCUGAUCAUAAGAUCUUGAGUGUUAAAGUCAUUUAGAUUGUGGGCAUGCUGCUACUUGUUUAUGAAGUCUGCUUAGUGCCAUUUGAGGUGACUGAAUUAUCAAUGCCAUUUGUUGGGUUGAUUGUUACAAUAUCUUAAUUAUCCUGGUAUGGCAAGUGCACUUUACAUUGGAUGUUGUAAAGAGCUAUUGAUUCAAUUAAAUUUUUGUUAAGUGAUUAUGUACUAACUAUAGUGUCUUAAGCCAUAUUUUCUCAAAAUGAGUUGGUUCAUUGAAAUCAGUGUACUUGAAUAAAUGCAACUUUUGUUUUGCUAAUAUGAUCAUGCAAAGCAGAGCAACGAUUUGGAAUAUUUUGGAAGUGCUUUUAAAUGUCAAAAGAGUUGUGCAUCAUAUCGAACUUUACACGCACACUAAAACAUUUUGAAUUUUAAGCUUUUGAGGUCAUUUGUUAUGGUUAAGGACGUUGAGUUCAAGUGGUCUUAUUUUUGAACAAAAUGUGUUGGACCAAAAUGUGAUAAGAUUUUGUUCCAUUUUCUUUGUCUUUUUUGUGUUUUCUUCCAUUAUUAUUUCAAGAUAAAUGUGCAAUAUGUUAAUUUAUUUGUGUAAGUAACUGGUUAAUUUUUAUUUUGCUGCACAUUAAAUAUUUCAUAUUUUCGUGCAAAAGAAAAUGAAAUGUUUCAAUAAAUGGUGAUGUUACAAAGAGA
Messenger RNA from Frankliniella occidentalis (western flower thrips), 5325 nucleotides. Its product is annotated as calcium/calmodulin-dependent protein kinase type 1. NCBI's taxonomy places the organism in Eukaryota, Metazoa, Arthropoda, Insecta, Thysanoptera, Thripidae. Gene Ontology annotation, molecular function: calmodulin binding; ATP binding; calcium/calmodulin-dependent protein kinase activity. The record is from RefSeq and is a predicted model, not a curated record. Gene Ontology annotation, biological process: protein phosphorylation.